GAUGAAAAAAAUAUUAUUUUUUUCCGACAAUGUUCAGAUGGCGGACGAUCAAGGACCCUUGAAGAGGAAACCAGGCUUCGCAACCCUGUCUAUACACGCUGGCUUGAACCCAGACCAAUGGAAUGGAGCGAUAGUGCCGCCCAUCGUGCUGACUGCCAUGUACAAACAACCAUCUAAUGGAAAUUUAGGCUACACAUAUUCUCGUACGGCGAACCCAAUGAGGGACACACUAGAACAAUGUCUCGCGGCGCUAGAGGGCGGUAAACACGCGUUUACAUUUGCAUCUGGUCAUGGCGUGAUUAUGAGUGUUCUAGCCUUACUUAGUAAAGGAGACCAUAUAGUUUCCAUGGACAAUGUAUAUGGUGGCACUGGUCAGGUUAUGAGGGAAAAUCUACCAAGAUUGGGAAUUGAUCUGACAUUCACAGAUGUACGAAACGUAAGGAAUCUGGAAAAUGCCAUUCAAAACAAUACCAAGAUAGUCUGGUUGGAAACACCAACGAAUCCAAACUGCAGAGUGAUAGACAUUGCAGCUACUGUUCAAGUAGUGAAGAAGCGCAAUGAUAAUAUAAUUGUGGUAGUGACAAUACCUUUCCUUACGUGUUACCUACAAAGGCCACUGGACUUUGGUGCUGAUAUAGUAGUCUACUCUUUGACAAAAUAUGUGAAUGGACAUUCUGACGUUGUCAUGGGGGCGGCUGUAGUGAACAAACAAGAAAUUGCUGACAAUCUGAGAUAUGUACAAGAAUCACAUGGAAGCGUUCCUUCUCCUUUUGACUGUUACUUAGUCAAUAGGAGUUUGAAGACUCUUUCUCUUCGAAUGGAGCGUCAUAAGGCAACGGCUCUGCUGGUUGCUGAAUGGCUGGAGAAGCAUCCAAAUGUCAUUGAAGUUAAUCAUCCAGGACUAAAGUCACACAAAGGACAUGAGAUCUUCAAAAGACAGACGUCUGGACACUCAGGGAUCUUCAGUUUCAAACACUCAGGUGGACUAGAAGAAUCUAGAAAACUCCUGACGUGCUUUAAAGUAUUCCUAGUGGCUGAAAGUUUAGGAGGAUACGAAAGUUUAGUUGAAAUACCAGCGGUAAUGACACACAAAACGGUUCCUCAACUACAGAAAACUAAACUUGGCAUAACAGACUCAAUGAUCAGAAUUUCGAUUGGAUUGGAAGAUGCCGAAGAUCUCAUCGCAGAUUUGGAAAACGCAUUCAAAAAAACAUUUAUUAAUAAGUAA
This is a messenger RNA of Spodoptera littoralis (African cotton leafworm), 1228 nucleotides long. The record is from the annotation of a GenBank genome assembly. Lineage: Eukaryota; Metazoa; Arthropoda; Insecta; Lepidoptera; Noctuidae.